Molecule: messenger RNA, 3423 nt
Organism: Uncinocarpus reesii 1704
Lineage: Eukaryota; Fungi; Ascomycota; Eurotiomycetes; Onygenales; Onygenaceae
Exons: 7
Coding region: 1-3423 (1140 amino acids)
Biological process (GO): double-strand break repair via homologous recombination
Cellular component (GO): Smc5-Smc6 complex
Molecular function (GO): ATP binding; ATP hydrolysis activity
Source: RefSeq, a predicted model, not a curated record
AUGGCGUUCGUCCUCAAUGCACGCGACACGGACACCUCAGGCUCAGACGAUGAGUUCCCGAGCGAAAUUCUGGGCUACUCGCAGGCUUUGCAUGGAUCAAAACGCGCACGGCUAACUCCCCAGCUCGAAUCGGAAGAUAGCGACAGUACUUCGUCAGUGGGCACCAGCGAUGACUCCGAUCAAUCGGAGCCUCCUCAACGUCGAGGUGCAGACCCCCCGAACCGCUUUGUUGGUAUACGUGGGGAGGUUGGGAAUGGACAGUAUCGCCCUGGGGCGAUUGUGAGGAUUAAGCUUACGGAUUUUGUCACAUACUCGUCUGCUGAGAUUCGGCCUGGCCCGAAGCUCAAUAUGGUGAUCGGUCCGAAUGGAACGGGUAAAAGCACGCUGGUCUGCGCUAUCUGUUUAGGACUGGGGGAAGGCCCGCAGCAUUUGGGUCGCGCAAGAGAUGCAGCCGAGUUUAUAAAAAACGGUCGCCCGGAAGCGACCAUUGAAAUUGAACUGGCUUCUCCAAUAGGGAAACGGAAUACUGUAGUAACAAGAAUCAUCAAGCGGAACGGCAACAAGAGCUUAUUUGCAAUCAACGGGAAACAGGUUUCGGGUAAAAAGGUUCGACAGUUCGCGAGAUCAUUAUCCAUCCAGAUCAACAAUCUUUGCCAGUUCCUUCCUCAAGAUAAAGUGAGCGAGUUUGCGGCGCUUACUCCCAUCGAGCUCCUGCGGUCAACUCAGCGAGCUGCUGCUCCACGUGAAGUUACUGAGUGGUAUGAAGAUUUGAACCGAAUGCGUGCAGGCCAGAAAAAGCUUCAAGUCCGAAACAGGCAGUAUCAAGAAGCACUGCAGACCCUAGAGAAGCGGCAGGAAAAUCAGCGCGAGAUUGUAGAGAGAAUGAGAGAAAGGGUGGCAGUCAAAAAGCGCCUGGAGUAUCUUGAGCUUCUGCGGCCCGUCCCCAAAUUCAGAGAGUUCAAAGCACAAUCAACCGAGGCCAAAAACCGAAGGAGGGCUCUUCUUCAAGAAAAGGAAGCCCUCGAAGCUCAGAUUCAACCUAUCCUAGAAGCCAUCGCUGCGAAACGGAAGUAUUUUUCGGAGCUCGUCGACGUCGUUAAACAAAAUCGAAAGCAGCACAUCAAAGCUAACGAAUUUGCAAAAGGAUUUUGGAAGCAAAUGGAUCAAGUCAGCGGAAAGAUGAAGGAUCUAACAGCACGUAUCGAGGCUGAGAUCAAGUCAAACUCGGGCUACGUGACGGAAAUGAAAAAAUUAACGCAGAGCAUUGAUCGGAUUGAACGAUUAAUGGAAGAAGGUGCUCCCGAAUUUGACAUCAGUGCUUACAAUGCGAGAAUUCGUGAACAAGUCCUCCGGAUGCGCGAUAUUCAAGAUCGGAAAUCACAGUUGCAGAGCAGGGAGAUGCCGAUUAUCCGAGACCAUAGUCAUAACAAGGCCAGCUAUCUACAAUCUAAACAACGAUUAGAUAGUUUAGGCUUCCAGGCAGGGCAGCAGGAAGAGAAAUUGCGUCGUUUAUCUGAAGACACUUACACCGCUUGGCAGUGGCUUAAAGAUGAGAAAAACCAAGAGCAAUUUGAAAAGCGAGUUUACGGCCCUCCUUUGGUGGUUUGCACUAUAAAGGACCCAAAGUACGCGAUGGCACUGGAAGGCAUGGUGCAAAAGAAUGACCUCUGCGCCUUUACAGUGCAAACUCGAAACGACUUCAACAAGCUACAGGAAAUCCUUUAUCAACAAAAGGAGCUUCAUGAUAUCACCAUAUACGCCUGUUCCACGCCGCUGUCUCAAUUGACCUCACCCGUGUCGGAUGAAGCCCUCCAGCAACUGGGUUUCGAUGGCUGGGCGAGGGAUUUGAUAUCGGGCCCUGAGCCUGUCUUGGCUACGUUGUGUAGCGAAAACAGCUUCCAUACUACCCCUAUCAUGCUUCGCGACAUCUCAAAUGCAGAAUUCGAACAUCUUGAAAACGGACCCAUUUCCAGCUGGAUUGCAAAAACGCAACAUUAUCAAAUCACCCGACGACGUGAGUAUGGCGCGGCAGGCGUUUCCACACGUGUUAGGCGUUUGCGACCAGCCAGGUGGUGGACAGACAAACCGGUUGACGAUUCGAUCAAAAUUGAACUCCAGAACGAGGUUAUGAAACGGAAACGCGAAAUGGACGAAGUGCAGGCACAGUUGGACGAAGGAAAAGCUGAGCUAGAGCGACUUGAGGCUGAACAUGAGGAAGCUUCUGGCGAAAAGUCUAAAAUUGAGCGAGAGAAGGCGGAAAAGCAGGCUGCAUUGACUAGCUUCAAGGCUUUACCCACGAGACUUGCCCAACAAAAAGAUAAACACAAAGAGCUAGUAGAACGUGUAUCUCAGUUUAGGAAGGACAUCGAGUCUCUGCGUAAGAAGAAGGAUUACCUUUCUCUAGAGAAAGCCGUAUCUGUCUUGCAAUAUACAAAAUUUGUUGAGAAAUACCGCAAAUUGCAUGAAAAUCUAGUGCAAAUGCGAGUUCGAGCAGUUGAAGCCCGGUCUGACUGGCAAAGCCUCAAGAAACACAACUCGGAUGUGACAGCGGUAGUCGAAAGAAAAAAUUGCGAGAUUGACGAAGUAUCUCUCCUAGUGACCAACCUCAAUAAAGAGGCGCCCAAACGCAUAGAAGAAAUGCGGAAAAUUCGUCGCAUGGCAGAAGACGACCCAGAGCUAUCCCAAAUGAUCGGAAGUAUCAGUCAGUAUAGCUGUGAUCAAUUGGAAGCUGAGAUAGACUCUGCAAAGGCUACGUUAGAUCUCACGUACGAAGGCAAUAGCUCCCGCGUAAUCGAGGAGUUCGAGCGCCGUCAACAGCAAAUUGACAAACUAAACAAGAAAUAUGAAAAAAUCCAAAAAGAUUUGGCGGAUUUUGAAUAUGGAAUCGCGGAAGUUCGAGGAAAAUGGGAGCCUACUCUCGAGGCCCUCAUACAGCGGAUCAGCAAUGCAUUCUCCAAUUUCUUCGCGCGCAUCGGAUGUGCAGGACAAGUCAGUAUCGACAAAGGAGAAGAUAUCCCCGACGAGAAUGGCCGCCUGGGCGACACUAGCGACUUUGACCAAUGGUCAAUCCGCAUCCAGGUCAAGUUCCGUGAACAAGAAUCCCUGGCCGUUCUUAAUGCACACAGACAAUCCGGCGGCGAGCGCGCAGUAAGCACGAUUUUCUACCUCAUGGCUCUCCAAUCGCUGUCUGCCUCUCCGUUCCGCGUCGUGGACGAAAUCAACCAAGGUAUGGAUCCGCGCAACGAACGCAUGGUCCAUGAGCGUAUGGUUGAAAUUGCAUGUGGACAAGCCGAUUCAAAGGAUGCUGGUGGACAGUACUUUUUGAUAACUCCUAAAUUGCUGAAUGGGCUGCGCUACCAGCCGGGAAUGACGGUGUUGUUGCGUCUUGCGGAUGAAGAACCUAAAAGAGGCAAGGAGGAAUAA